AGGUGGAGCUGUGUAAUCUGACACAAGCCAUGCCCAAAGUACGUCUCCGACGCAGUGUGAGCAAGUGAGAUGGGGGAAUGAGGGGGCAUUCCAACUCUGGUUUGACAUUCGACUCCACAGCCUACAGACGCAUUGGCGAAAGUGUAUGCAGGAGUUUAUGCAGGAUACUUGGGCCUGCCUGGGAGUGGCCCCCGAGUCUGCCGCUGGAAUGUGUCUUUAGACAAGUGGGGAAACUUGCUUUGCUGCUGUUGGUUUUCCUCUCUUCCUUGGCUCUCCCUCUUGCUCCCACUCUCCUUGGGCUCCUUUUUCAAGCUUCCUGCCAGGCACUCUGAGCUCAAUAUACAUUUUUGGAUUACUUCUGGAUUCUUUUUGGGUUCUCCACUGCUCGCUGUGCCUUUUUUUUUUUUAAAGGUGAUUUUUGCCUUUUAGCCCCAUGUUCACUUUGUAGCAGUCAAUGAACAAUCAUUUGGAUAGCUCGCAGGCUUUUGCAUGCAUGUAGGUAAGUGGCCAGACCUCACCCUCAAGUGUCCUGGGAGUAUCUGGCAGUGGACCGGAAAGCUAGUGGAGCGGUAUUUUUCUCUGAGUGAGAAUAUCGGAUAUUGGACUGGCUGGGGGCCCUCUGUUAUGGGCUGUUUUGUUUCUAUGGAAAGAGCGCAAUGAAGAGUCGCUGCGAUCCCCAUGUCUCCCACCGUGAGGCUACAGCCUGUCUACUCAUGGAAGGGGGUGUUCAAGCUCUUCGCGUGCGUAGCUGCCCGAACGGCCAGCAAGCCUAAAGAGGUCCACACGUUUCAAGAGAAGAACAUAGCCUUACUGGGGAAUCAUAUGGACGAAGAAAUGAGUCGCCAGACUGCCACCGCGCUGCCCACAGGAACCUCAAAGUGCGCCCCCUCCCAGCGUGUGAACACCACAGCCUCCAACAGUGACCUAGCCAGCCUGUUUGAGUGCCCGGUGUGUUUUGACUAUGUGCUGCCUCCAAUCCUGCAAUGCCAGAGCGGCCACCUGGUGUGCAGCAACUGCCGGCCCAAGCUGACCUGCUGUCCGACGUGCCGCGGCCCAUUGGGCUCAAUUCGUAACCUGGCCAUGGAAAAGGUGGCCAACUCCGUGCUGUUCCCAUGCAAGUACGCCUCGUCGGGCUGCGAAGUGACGCUGCCACACACAGACAAGGCCGAGCACGAAGAGCUGUGUGAGUUCCGGCCAUACUCGUGCCCAUGUCCGGGUGCUUCGUGCAAGUGGCAGGGCUCGCUGGACGCAGUCAUGCCACACCUGCUGCACCAGCACAAGUCCAUCACCACGCUUCAGGGCGAGGAUAUCGUCUUCCUGGCUACGGACAUCAACCUGCCCGGUGCCGUCGACUGGGUCAUGAUGCAGUCCUGCUUCGGUUUCCACUUCAUGCUGGUGUUGGAGAAGCAGGAGAAAUAUGAUGGGCAUCAGCAGUUCUUUGCCAUCGUACAGCUGAUCGGAACACGCAAGCAGGCUGAGAACUUCGCCUACCGACUGGAGCUGAACGGCCACCGGCGGCGCCUCACCUGGGAAGCCACACCACGAUCCAUCCAUGAGGGUAUUGCCACAGCCAUCAUGAACAGUGACUGUCUAGUGUUUGACACCUCCAUUGCCCAGCUGUUUGCUGAAAAUGGAAACCUGGGUAUCAAUGUCACCAUAUCCAUGUGCUGAGGACUCGGAUACACACAUACACGCAUACCUACAUAGGCAUACACUUAAACAUUUCACAACAACCAUGAGACACCCGAGCACGAGGUGUGCAUUGGGCGGGGUGGGGUGGGGUAUCUACUCUAGGAAGCUUCUCGCUGUUGUAUGUUUCAAGUACUCAACAGGACUGACCUUUACCAAUGCUUGGCACGUCCAGCAACUGGCCAUUUUCCCAGGUUCUCAAUUUUAUGCUACAAUAUUAUAAUAAGUUAAAUAAUUAAACUAAUGUAUUCUACAUUUUUUGAGAGCAAAUGCCCGCAAAGAUGAGCCUUGUGAAGUGGACUUGCUCACACACAGCUUGUUUGUGAAGAUGGGUGAAGGAAUGGCACAGUAGAAUUGAGGGUUGGGGUGAACUCUAAAAGAUAAACUAGAAUUGUCCUGAUAUGUUGUUUCCUUUUUCUUUCCCUGACAGAUUGCAUUGUUAGUUCAAUGAAACACUAACAUUUUUAAGUUUCCACAGUUUUAGGUUUUAAUCGAGCAUUAUUUCGUCUUGUCCAAUCCCCUCUCCCCUGAGAAAGAUGCUGAAGAUGUUUGCAUGACCACUGGCGGAGGCUUAGUGUGUCCAGACUUCAUCUGAGAAUUUUUAGUAAUUUCUACCUGAAUCAUUGUAGAGUUUCUCCCAGGAUUUUCCUCAUGAGGAAGGGGGAGGCAGGAUUGAGGCGUUUGUGUGGACCUGAUGUGACCACAUCAGGUUUGAUGUCCUCAAAGCCACUUUUCCCUCUUAAAUGUUUUUCUCCCUAUGAUAGCCUACUUUUUCUGACCAGGUGCUAUUAACAGCAGUCUUGCGCCUGUGAACGUUAAGUCAUUUGAAUGGGUCGUGCUUUAGUUUGACAGGUAAACCACAUGCUCAUCUCGGUCAUGUGGAAAUGGUGAUCUCUUCAUGCUGGAGGUGAGGCUCUCCUGAAUAUCAGACUAGAAGUGAACGCAAUUUCUACCGUUAUUAUUGAGAUUAUCAUUUUGUAAUGACUUAAGAAAAAGGAAUGGAAAGGCUGUUGUAAUAUUGUGGCUAAUCUUCAGUGUUUGUAUAUAGUGUUGUUCUUCAGAAGGCCUCAUGUCUUUUGUUCUCCUUUUUGUAAGUACAGAUGUCUUUGUUUUGUAUGUGUGUCUGUUUUUGUGAGGAGUGGGUGAAGAAAACGCCAAAACAUCUCUGUGGAUACAUUGUACUGUUGCUGGUCCUGGUCUGUUUUUAUUUUUGUUUUAAUGUUUGUUUUUUGUUUGUUUUUGGUCUAUUUUGCCAUUAAAUAAAUCUAUCUUUUUCAUA
Messenger RNA from Neoarius graeffei (lesser salmon catfish), 2968 nucleotides. RefSeq names its product siah E3 ubiquitin protein ligase 1 (gene siah1). Lineage: Eukaryota; Metazoa; Chordata; Actinopteri; Siluriformes; Ariidae. The transcript has 4 exons. Bases 679 to 1671 code for a protein of 330 amino acids. Gene Ontology annotation, biological process: multicellular organism development; proteasome-mediated ubiquitin-dependent protein catabolic process. Gene Ontology annotation, cellular component: cytoplasm. The record is from RefSeq and is a predicted model, not a curated record. Gene Ontology annotation, molecular function: zinc ion binding; ubiquitin protein ligase activity; ubiquitin conjugating enzyme binding.